Messenger RNA from Camelus dromedarius (Arabian camel), 768 nucleotides. It is a transcript of the gene ACP1, whose product is annotated as acid phosphatase 1. Gene Ontology annotation, cellular component: cytoplasm. The transcript has 6 exons. The record is from RefSeq and is a predicted model, not a curated record. The coding region runs from base 71 to 568 and encodes 165 amino acids. Gene Ontology annotation, molecular function: non-membrane spanning protein tyrosine phosphatase activity; acid phosphatase activity. Gene Ontology annotation, biological process: protein dephosphorylation. Lineage: Eukaryota; Metazoa; Chordata; Mammalia; Artiodactyla; Camelidae.
CUCGCCGUGCGCGUGCGCCCGCCGGAAACGUCCGGACGCCGUCAGUGGGCGCCUGUGUGCGCGCGGGAAGAUGGCCGAGCAGGUGACCAAGUCGGUGCUGUUCGUGUGUCUGGGUAACAUUUGUCGCUCACCCAUCGCGGAAGCGGUUUUCAGGAAACUUGUAACUGAUCAAAACGUUUCAGAUAAGUGGAGGAUAGACAGUGCGGCGACGUCCACGUAUGAAAUAGGAAACCCUCCUGAUCACCGGGGGCAGGCUUGCAUGAAGAAGCACGGGGUCCCAAUGAACCACGUGGCCCGGCAGGUACCGCACUGGAACUUGAAGGUUACCAGAGAAGACUUUGUCACCUUUGAUUAUAUACUCUGUAUGGAUGAGAGCAACCUGAGAGAUUUGAAUAGAAAAAGUAAUCAAGUUAAAAACUGCAAAGCAAAAAUAGAACUACUUGGGAGCUACGACCCACAGAAGCAGCUGAUUAUCGAAGACCCCUAUUAUGGCAACGACUCUGACUUCGAGACCGUCUACCAGCAGUGUCUGAGGUGCUGCAGGGCCUUCCUGGAGAAGGUUCGCUGACCGGUUCUGCUCCUGCGGGUCCCAGGCUCGUCUCCCACCCGCAGUCCCAGCUACGUGUCACCGUGUAACCGUGCCGCUGGCUCAAGGCCACAGCCCUUCUUCCUUCAGUUGACUGUUUCUUACCUUAAAAAAUAAUUGUAGAUGAAAAUCGGUUGUUGUGUUUGGUGGAAAAAUAAAUAAAAUUUCUGAUUCAGACAGUU